AUGAUUCAUUUAUACGCUUAUUCUGGAGUUCCGGUUGUCAUAACCGAUGCAAUGGUUAAUUGGACGGCAACUGAAGUCUUCUCAUUUGAAUACUUCAAAAAUAUAUAUCCCAACGAAAGCCCAGCCCUUGACAACUAUGACAGGAACUGUCAAUUCUUUCCAUACAAAACUCAAUUCAAACGUUUGAGAGAAAUAAUUAGGAGUAAUUGCGAUCCAUUGGUUGCAAACGCAUUGCGACAACACUAUCAGAGACCAUAUUUUAUGCCACAAGAUUCUGAGGGCACUAAAAUGGACUGGAUAUUCAUGGGAAGUCCUAAAUAUGGAGCACACAUGCAUGUGGACCAUGUUGGUCACCCCUCCUGGCAGGCACAGGUGAGGGGCACUAAAAAAUGGAUUCUCGAACCCCCGACUGAGUGCUACACGACAUGCAAAGUGCUAGAAUUGUACUGGACACCAACCUAUGGUAUCAUCAAACUUAUAUUGUGGGUCAACACAUCAACCGGAAGUAUUACUUUCAAUCGUAUCAAGAAAUUUAUGUUUAAAUAA
Molecule: messenger RNA, 546 nt
Organism: Oppiella nova
Lineage: Eukaryota; Metazoa; Arthropoda; Arachnida; Sarcoptiformes; Oppiidae
Source: the annotation of a GenBank genome assembly